This is a messenger RNA of Pleurotus ostreatus (oyster mushroom), 4065 nucleotides long. RefSeq lists its product as uncharacterized. Gene Ontology annotation, molecular function: ATP binding; protein serine/threonine kinase activity. Lineage: Eukaryota; Fungi; Basidiomycota; Agaricomycetes; Agaricales; Pleurotaceae. The coding region runs from base 1 to 4065 and encodes 1354 amino acids. Gene Ontology annotation, biological process: protein phosphorylation. The transcript is spliced from 8 exons. The record is from RefSeq and is a predicted model, not a curated record.
AUGCCAAGCACUGUACGGUCGACUGCAAGCCAGACGCCGCCCGUACCAUCGAAGAAGAAAUUCCGCACCGUUCUUGGAUUUGGUGCCGUCUUCAAAGACGCAGAGACAGACGCCACCGCUGAGGAGACAUCAAAUUUCUCGUCUCUAGGUCGUAACUUGGCUUUUGCGCGUAAGAGCUUCGACGCUGCGACGAGCCUCAAGACUACUCGGAGGCACACCCCUGGUAGCUCCAGCAUUGCCGAUCCUUCAUUCUUUGCACCGAAAGCCGUUGAUAUCGCCCAAACGCAGUCAUCAACCGUCAAUCCACCUACCAGCAACAUGCAGGCCAUCGAAGUGACCGAUUCGCGAACUUCGUCGCGGCGACAGCCUGUCCAUGUCGAUCAAGAUGGUCCAUGGAGUAUAAGCGUCGCUGAGACACCACACAACGCGCAGACGUACAGUCUUUAUAUCAAGACUCCAACUCACAACCUUACCCUCACCCGCACCGCCAUGGAAAUCGUCGAGCUCGACCAGAAGCUCCGUGACGUCCAACCUGGCGCCAACUUUCCCCCUCUUCCCAUCGACAUCGCAUCACUGCCCCCUCCACCGAAGCGAAAAUCUACCUUCCUCAACACUCUAUCGCGCUUAGCAUCGCCGACAUCAUCGCGGACAAGCCGCUCGGCGUCUGGUCGUCGUCUGAACAACACAACCAAUAUAUUUUCUUCUGGUCUACCAACCCCCUUGACGUCACCGUCGGGCGAAGUCAGCGAUCCAUUCUCUAGCUUUACCGCCAUCAACGGCGAAACCUCCCCCACCAGCGUGCACCCCCCGCCGUCUGCUGUCAGCACCUCGAUCGCUAGUUAUCUUACCAUUGUAUCCAAUACUCCAUCCUUGCGCCAAGCACGGGUAUGGAAACGCUUUGUCCGCGUGCGUACCGAUGAUCUCGAAAGUGUGCGAGUCGAGCGUGCAAUUAAGCGUGUGCGCUCCGACCUCGCUGCCCACGUAGGCCUGAGCCAAGCUGCGGCCACGCCGCUGCCUGAGAAUGACGCAGACGAGGACGGCGGCGUGAAUAUCCACGAGCGGAGCAGUGUUCACGAAGUGAAGGAGGUCAAGGGUGAUGGUCACGUCGAAGUCCGUGAAGUCGACGGAGAUGAAGCAAAGUCUAAGGUGUCUAGGGAGCAAGAGGAGCCCAUCAUCGAUCCAGGCUUGCUGCAGGCCGUUAGCAGGGGAGACGAGACACAGGAGGAGCAAGCCGAUCAAGAUCUGUCACCAGAUGCAGAUAUUAGCACCUCCGAAGGUGUCGAAGAUGCCCCGCAUGGUGCUACUACGUCGACAAGUCCUGAAAUAAAUGGCCUACCCGCUCCCGAAGGUGCCUCGGCCGUUGUCGACGCGGCUACCAUCCCACCAUCUCCGGCCGAUGAUGAACCUACCCCUCUUGUUGAAGAAGAGGUACCAGCCACCCCUGUUGCUCCCGAUGCUCCAGCCGGGAGUCGAAUCCACCGUUCGAAGUCGGCUGACCCAGAUAAUGUCAUCACCAGGCUCUCGCGAGCAUUCUCUUCAUCGGCUUCUCUAUCACAAGAUCCAGCCUCUUCACAAACGGAAGACGACUCUUCAUUAUCGACCACCGGAAGGACCAAGAGGAAGAAGCGAUCCAAGUCUUCGCAGAGAAAGGUGGUGAUCGACGACUUCGAGAUGCUACGGGUGCUUGGGAAGGGGUGUGCUGGCAAGGUGUUGCUAGUACGGCACAAACCAACGUCGGACUUGUUCGCGCUCAAGGCCAUCACGAAGCGUCACGUGCUUGCUCAUCAAGAGCUGCAACACACACUGACAGAGCAAGCGGUUCUCAAACGGAUGGCAGCUGAAAGCAAAGAUCCGUUCGUUGUCAAGCUUUGGUGGAGUUUCCACGAUAAGGAGAAUCUAUUCUUGGUUAUGGACUUCCACCCUGGCGGAGAUCUUGCGACACAACUGGCUCGCUGGGGACGGCUAGGCCGCGAUCGAGCAAGAUUUUAUGCCGCUGAAAUCGUCGAGGGAGUAGAAGGCUUGCACGCCGCCGGUGUCAUAUACCGAGAUCUCAAGCCAGAAAAUAUCUUGAUCGGCUCGGAUGGCCACAUUGUUCUCACUGACUUUGGUCUGUCAAAGGAGUUCCCCCGCAAAACGGCAGCUACCACUGUACCAUCAACGCCAUCCGGGAUGCGUGGCGGAGGAGACUUCUACCCAGGAUUGUCACAGCCUGCCACGCCCCCUUGGAUGAAGGGUGAGAAAGGAGGGGAACUCGCGGCUGGGUGGCCUGGUCAACCCGUUGGGCACAGCGACUCCACGAGCACGUUCUGCGGAACUGCAGAGUAUCUGGCGCCCGAGGUGAUCCAGGGCUUGCCCUACAGCUACGAAGUCGAUUGGUGGAGUUUUGGCACUAUGCUCUACGAAAUGCUUACAGGAAUCACUCCCUUCUGGGCAAACAACCAUUCAGAGAUGUACAUGCGCGUUCUUCAGAAUGAGCUGCAGUUCCCUGAUGACAGAGCCAUGGACCAAGACACGAAGAGCUUGAUACGUGGGCUACUCCAACGGAAUCCUGCUCUCCGGAUAUGCGAGCCACGCAUAAAACGACAUCCCUACUUUUCAAUGAUAGACUGGUCGCAUGUAUAUUACAAGCGAUAUAUCCCCCCUUACAUACCCCCUAUCGACCCGUCGAAUGCAAGCGAUACGCAGAAUUUCGACGACACCUUCCUAGAUAUGGAACCCGUACUCGACGAGUUCAAUGAGAACGAACAAACAGAUACUGACCAAGAGCCGCAAACUGACGCUGAUCGCACCGACGGAGAAGAAUCAAAUACUACGCCCUCCCAGUCGCGGAGCUCGUCUAUACCACCGCAACCCUCGCAGCCGAUAGUUGCCGAUGAUUCUGUCGACGUCUUCGAUGGCUACUCCUUUAAAGGACGCCAUUCGGUAUUACUGGACGAUGAAGAGGAAUCUGAGGAAUCAUCAGAGAUGGAGAGCGAAGAGGAUGGUGAAGUCCAGACGCCAGCAACUGCCCAACCACAGCUACAAGACGUAGAGGAGGCGCCAGAGCCUAAGACUCCGGAGGCUCGUCCUCAGCCUCUCCCCGAGGUCGACCUUGAGCCCGAGCCCAAGACACCAGCCACCGCCGAACCCCCUGCAAUCCCGACGAAACUUGAUACUGAGCCAGCUGAAGCCAAACCCGCUACGCCCGAGCCGACGCUCCCAAGCAAAGACGUGCCGCCGCCACCACCCAUCACCCACGACACGUCCGUUCCCGAGAAACUCAAGGAGGUCAAGGUCGUCCAGCCCACUAAGACUGUUGCCCCGAAACCAACUACUAGUCGUGGUCACCGUCCUCGCCGAGAGAAAUCAGGAGUUCCAGCCUUGGAUAAAUAUCUAUCUGAUACUGCUGAUGAAGACCACGGUGCGACGACAGAACGAGAAGAUGACGAGGAUGAUGACUGGGACUUCAUCGAAGCUGCCGAUGGUGAAGAUCGCAACGGUGCCAAAGGCACGAGCCUUUUCGCAAGGGGCGUUGUAGAUCGAUACCGACUUGCGGUAUUCCGAAAGGCUUCCACCCCUCAUCGCUCAACCGCACGGUCAGUAUCUGGUACAUCACAAGUCUCUCAGACAACCGAUACUGGCGAUUCACCGACACCAUCACAACGCCGUGGCCGCAAUCCUGGCCUCACUUUCCGGCGUCAUCCUCGACAGUUCUUACGACCGAAAUCGCCUCCAUCGAGCUUCUCGUCCAAGACCAAUACCGUGGCAAGAUCUCUAGCCACAUCUGGAUCUGCAACUUUGUCUGCCGCAUCUACCUCGUCCAGUGCAGGAUUGUUGACACCAUCCACCUCUGUCGGUGGCUCACUGCUUGCGUCUCCAUCUCUGAAAUCAAAGGAAUCGGCCAUGUCCGUUGGGGACCAAAGCAUGUCAUCAUCCUUAUCUGGCAGCGAAGCGCCAACGCCAGACCCCAAUCAUGAUACCGUUAAAGCUCUUCCCGAGGAACCAGAGAAACAAAAGAACAAGAAGUUGAAGAAAUACAAGGAAAAUGCAGAGAAGGUGUUCUCUAUAUUCUCCUCGCCUCGCUAG